Messenger RNA from Bactrocera oleae (olive fruit fly), 5305 nucleotides. Lineage: Eukaryota; Metazoa; Arthropoda; Insecta; Diptera; Tephritidae. The record is from RefSeq and is a predicted model, not a curated record.
UGGGUACAGUGUUGUAAGUCAAUCCGCUUGUUAUUGCUUCCUUAGCUGUUGUUCGUUUUGAGAGUUGCAAGUGGAUUUUAGCUAUUUCAGCACCAAUUGAUUGGAAAAUUAGUUAAUAUAAUGAAUUUUCGCGUCAAUAUAAAUAUUUGCCGUGUUUGUAUGAAAUCAGACGACAGCGUAUCACUUAUGGAUGAUGAAGAAUUGCGCGAAAAGUUUGUGUUUACAACGCGUUUGAAGCUCAUAGAAAGUGAUGAUAUGCCUUCUUUAAUUUGUUCUAAGUGCUUAAAACGACUGCGAGUAGCCUACGAUUUCGUAAAGUUAGCCCACGACUCGGAGAAAAAUUUGAAGGCAUUUCUCGAAAAAAUUAGUAAAGACUUUCAAUUAGUAACAAAUAACACUAUUGGAAAAUCCAAUAACAACGAAGAUGACGAUGAUCUCUUGUCAAACAUUCUUGCUGAAGAGAAUGCAGCCAAGAAAACAGAAUCAUUAACGCAAACAUCGUUACAAAAAGAUGAAACCGCAGUUUCUUCUUCCGAGCUAUCCAGUAGUGUUAAAACUAAUAACAGAAAAACUGCUAUAGAAAAAACGGAAAACAAUGUAGGUCAAAUAACACUAAAGACCACAAAGUCUGCUAUAGCUGAUACUACACCGCAAGAUAUAUCAAAAGAUAUAUACAAAAACAAAAUGAAAUUAAAUAUUAAGAAAGAAAGUGUUAAUAAAGAAAUAAAAGAUUAUCAAUCUUUUGAGUCCAAUAUUCAAGUGGAAAUAGAAGAAAAUCUAGAGGACAUCACAAAGUGUGGUAUUGAAACAACAAAAGAACAUUCCUCAGAACACGAAAUACAAAUACUUGAAUACACCGAUGAAGAGUCACAAACAGAAUUAGAAAUAUUGGAAGAAAAUCUUCAACCUAGUGACGAUACUAGAAGUAGUCUUGGUACAGAGGAGCCGCAACCGCAAAGUAGCGGAGGAUUUCUUAAGGAAUAUCAAGCAAUGCUUGAUGAAGAUGGCGAGUUUCUUGAAGAAAAUAGUUCUAUACAUGAUAAAACUACAUCAUCUAAAGAAUUGAAUUACUUUGAUGAUAGUGAAGAGCUAUUGGAUGACCAAGACAUCGAAAUGAAAUCUAUAGCCGAAGAUAAUCUAGAUGAAGAACAAAGUGUUGACACCUCAUCACAGCUGCAAACUGAAUUCGUCGAAAACGAUACUAAAAGUAAAACACGUAAAUACCAGGCGAAAACCAACGUUCGUGGUUCGAGUGCUAAACCAGCAAAAAAAGGUGAUAACUUGAAUACAUCAAAGCGAUUUCUAUGUUUUAAAUGUAAUCGGGACUUUAGCACUAAAACAAACCUAACGCGGCACAUGACAACACACGAAGGCAACCGACCAUUUCAGUGUAAUGUAUGUAACAAGAGCUUCACCCAGAAUGUAUCCUUAAAGCAGCACAUGUACACACACACUGGUGAGAAGCCAUAUCAAUGUGAGGUGUGCCAUAGAGGUUUUACCCAAUGUAAAAGUCUAGUAUUUCAUAUACGCCGACAUACCGGCGAUAAACCAUUUCCAUGUGAAAAAUGUGGUGCACUCUUCCGACAAAAAGAUGGGCUUAAGACCCACAUUCUUAAACGGCAUACAAUCAAGUCGCAACAUGGUAAUAUGGAGUUAACAACAUGCGCCAUAUGCAAAGAAGUGUUUGCUGAUAAAAUUCUGCUUCAGGAGCAUAUGAAAAAACACUUAAACGACUAUGUGCGUGUUGACUCUGCCAUGUCAUGCGCGAACCGUGAAGGAACAACCGAAGAGAAUUCAGACAUGCUCGAAUUUUUAGAUGAGGAUCCUCUACACGACAAAGCAAAUGCCAUUAUUGGCGAAAGCACAUCAGAGAGCACUGAUGAUAUUGGCUCGUCGGCACAUGUGGUAGAUUUAAUGACGACUUCUGCUUUGGAGCCGAGUCGUGCAAAGAAAUUUCAGUGCCGAAAAUGUUUCAAAUGCUUUGCAAUUAAAAAAAAUUUGCUUCGUCAUUUGACUACACAUGAGAUAUCCGUUGAUACUGAUUUCGUCUGUAAAGUAUGCGAACUUUGCUUUGCCACCAGUGAUGACUUACAAGCGCAUACAAUAAACGGGCACCAUAACACUACCGAAUCCUUCGAAUGCGAACUGUGUCAAUCCGCAUUUUCUAGCGUUGAAGAGCUAAAGAAACAUAGUGAUUUGCAUAAUGCUAAAACAUACAAGACCCAUGGCGUUGCUAGGUUGCGAAAAACUUGUUUCAAUUCAAUAUUAACUUAUAAAGAAAAUAUGGAAGUAUGUCGUAUUUGCGGAGGAGCUGAAAGACUCAAAAGUUUUCAAGGCGAUGAGCAAUUGAAGGAGUUGCUAAGAGUUUGCGCGAACAUUACAAUAGAAGAAAAUGACUUUUUACCAAAGCAUAUAUGCGAGCAAUGUGAGAAUGGUUUGCGUUUUUCUUACCAGUUGCGAAAACAAAGUGAAGAAACCGAAAAGCGGUUACGGCAGGAGAUGCAGACACAAACCAAUAGUACAAUUGAUAUUCUAGAUGAGUUUACUUCGAAUGAUGUGAAUCAAUUUGCCCAAACGGCUGAUUUAAUAAGACACAAAAGUCUGAUUUCAGAAAUAAACAUAAAUAUUUCGACUACAACUAAAGAAUCGAAUUGCGUACUUAUCGAAGAAAAUCACACACAGGAGAUAUUUGCGUCCACAAGCCUAUGUAUGGAAAUUAAAGAGCACCAGAGCAUUGUAGAAAUAUUAGAUGAUGACAAUUUGCCCGAAUUAUCAGAAGAAGAACGUCUCAGGUUAGAUUUGCAGAAGCGAGGCGUCGAUAUGCAGAAGCGCUUGGUGUCGAUAGAAAACGAACCGUUUAAUCAAGGACAGGAGGUAAUUGCAGAAAAGCGAAUUCAACUGGAUUUGGAUACGCAGACAGAUGUAUUUAGUGAUAUGGAAAUGCCGGCGGACAAAUGUUUGGAAAUUUUAAAUAAUGAAUUUAACGAAAUUAACGAUGAAGAUGACAUUAUUGAAUUAAUUGAUGAUGAUUCAACGCCAGAGUUACCGGACCAAGAAUUUUCUACCAAACAAGUAUGCGAAACAUUGAAUACAGACGAAAAUCAAGAUAAGGACUUUGUAGAAGAGAUAUUGUCUUCAGACGAAGAAGAUCAGGGUAUAGGUUACCAAACGGAUAUAGUAUAUGAAGAAUCCUCUGAUGGUGUUGACGAAUCCAUCAAUAUCGAUGAUUGUCAAAUGCAUUUUAUGAAAGAAGAAGGUAGUGAUUUUGCUGGCAAUGAGUGCAUUGAAAAUGAGUCGGUUAUAACACAAGAAAAUGAGGGGGACAUAACGACGAUAGGUGUUGACGGUGAAACACAUAAUAAUUCGAGUGAUGGAAAAUCGGCAUGCGUAUACACCUGCUCCACAUGCGACUUACAACUAUCUACAGCUGCAGAAUAUCGUGAGCACACCAAAACACAUUAUGAUAAACGAUUUCUCUGCAAGAAAUGCAAUACAUGGUUUCCACUACGUACCAGCCUAGAAAAGCAUUUACUGUUUCAUGAAAGCGAACAACAGAAACCAGAAUGUCCACACUGUGGACGUACAUAUCAGAGCCGUUGGAAUUUAAGACGGCACAUACGUGGCAUGCAUGAUAAAGUUGUUUAUAUGUGCGACAUUUGUGGUAAGGCGUUUCCCCGGUCUGAUGUACUGCAAGUUCACGUGGCCAAACAUUCAGAGGAUGGCGACCUUCGGUGCGAACAGUGUUCGAAAUGUUUCAGUUCAAGGAGUACCUUAAAAAAUCACAUGAAAACUCAUCUAAAGUCCUCAAUUGUAAAAAAAAGUGAAAAUGUCACAAAGAUUGCUAGUGCUGGUGUUGGUGCUGACGCUAAAAACACCAAUGGAAAAAAGGUUUACUGCUGCCACUAUUGCGGCAAGGAGUCCAAACAUCAUUUCACCCACAAAAUGCAUAUGCGCAUACAUACGCAAGAACGGCCGCAUAAAUGUGAAGCUUGUGAUAAGGCUUUUCGCACAAUGGCCGCGCUGAUUACCCACGAACGCAUACAUGAGGAUGCACGGCCAUAUCAGUGCGAACACUGUUUGCUCUCCUUUCGACAGCAGGGCCAUCUCAAGGAGCACCGUAUGAUACACGAAGGCAUUACACCGCAUGUGUGUAGUAUUUGCCAAUUGUCAUUUACCAAAAAAAACAAUAUGCUUGUGCAUAUGCGUAUACACUCUGGUGAAAAUCCCUAUAAGUGCGUUAUAUGUGAUAAGCAGUUCAAGAAAGCCGCACUAUUGCGAAAACAUGAAAACGAGGUGCAUAACAAAAACACAACUGAUGAGCAUGCAGGCGAUAGCACAUUUAUUGAUUUAGCAACAGAGUUGGUAUGCAGCGAUAGCAACAGUCUGGAGCUAAUAGAAACAGAGAAUGCCUCGUCAAUUGAGAGCAGUGCCAUAAGCAAUGGCGUUGAUAUGCAGGAGGGCUUCGAAGAAAUGCCCGAUGUAAUUAGAAAUGUAGUUUUAGAACAAAAUCAUACUAGAAAUCCAACCAAUAAUGAGUUUGAUGUAAUUGACAGUGGCGUUGUGUUGGUGGUGGAUGAUAACGCGAAAUUUAAUAGCUUAUUUAUUAUGGAUGAUUAAUUUUUGAUUAUAAGAUUGUAGUUAAUUUCGAAAUGUCCGCUACACUUUUCGAUUUCGAAUUUUUUGGAAAUAUUAUAUUUAGAAAUUUGGGCAUUCUUAAGAGAAAAGAAGAAUUUAUUUUUAUUUUUUAUUUAUUUCGUCUUCUGUUGCAUGCAAUUUAAAAAAGUUAUAUCGUAUAAUCAAAAUAUUUUUUUCAGUGUUCUACGUUUAUAUAAGUCGAGUAAUAAAAUCAUGUGGCGUAACGCAUUAAAUCAACUAGACGGCGAGCGAUACGCAGGCCACUUGUAAUAUGCAUAAUAUAUUUAAAUAUAUAUACUUGUAUAUAAGUCUACAAUUAUUAAUAUUACCUUUAGAAAGUUCUUACUGGCAUAAAAUUAUUUUUAUACCUUUUAAUAAAAAUGUAUUUUGAUGUCCCAAUCGCACAAUAAAUAUUAAGGUCUUUAAACAUUGCAAUAACUUGAGCUUAUGCAUUCAGUUUUUGUUAAAGAAAGCGUUUUAAAAUUAGCUUUAAAUUUAAUGUACAUCAUACAUUUAUAAAUUUGUACUACAUAUGUAUGUCAACCAAAAAUUUUGUAUUACUUUUAUUUUUUUGUUUUGUUUCAAAAAGUUCAAUCAUCAUACAACAUUAUAAUACUAUUUUAAAACAUUACAAAUAAUCCAAAAUAAAGUACAAAAAAAUUGUAAAUAA